AGGAGGAGGAGGAGGAGGUGAAGGAGGAUGGGCUGCGGGGGGAGCCGCGCCGAUGCCAUCGAGCCCCGCUACUACGAGAGCUGGACCCGAGAGACCGAAUCCACCUGGCUGACUAACACUGACACAGACCUACAGCUCUCGGCUACCGCUACAGCCGCUGGGCUCAGCCCGGGUGAACCGGACAGCGGCCCAGAGGCGGGCGGCCUGCGGGAACAGGGCUCCCUGUAUGCGGGCAUGUUGGAAGAUGGACUAUCACCUUAGACCUAUGUCCCCCUGUCUUGAUCAGCAAGUGGAAUCAUGAACCCUGAGAAGACUACCACCUGUGGCACUCAGUGUACCAGCCCCCCAGGUCACAAUGCGGGUACUUUCAGCCAGAAACAGGAUGGUUUUCAGACUGCAGAGGUGAAAAAAGAACACAAGCAGAUGCCAGCAAGAGAAGUCACCAUCAGUGUUACCCAAAGCAUCCGACAAAUGGCCAGAUAUAGAAGAAUUAUGAAGAACUGA
Molecule: messenger RNA, 504 nt
Organism: Trichosurus vulpecula (common brushtail)
Lineage: Eukaryota; Metazoa; Chordata; Mammalia; Diprotodontia; Phalangeridae
Gene: BAALC
Product: BAALC binder of MAP3K1 and KLF4
Exons: 3
Cellular component (GO): cytoplasm
Source: RefSeq, a predicted model, not a curated record